Molecule: messenger RNA, 3787 nt
Organism: Austrofundulus limnaeus
Lineage: Eukaryota; Metazoa; Chordata; Actinopteri; Cyprinodontiformes; Rivulidae
Product: disks large-associated protein 1
Biological process (GO): signaling
Cellular component (GO): glutamatergic synapse; postsynaptic specialization
Molecular function (GO): molecular adaptor activity
Source: RefSeq, a predicted model, not a curated record
GUGAGCGAGGUGGAGGUGAACGGGCAGAUCGAGGCCGUGUGUGAGUCAGUGUUCAGUGAGCUGGAGUCCCAGGCGGUGGAUGCCCUGGACCUGCCCGUGCCCGGCUGCUUCCGCAUGCGGAGCCACAGCUACGUGCGCGCCAUAGAGAAAGGCUGCUCUCAGGAAGAGGAGGAGAGUGGCGUCACGGCCAUCAACAGGAGGAGCGACUCUCCCCCUCGCACCUCCACCACCGUCCGGACCAUCCAGAGCAGCACAGUAUCAUCAUGCAUCACCACAUACAAAAAGACACCACCCCCRGUCCCACCAAGAACCACGCCAUCCAAACCGUUCAUAUCCAUAACGGCCCAAAGCAGCACAGAGUCCGCUCAYGACGCCUACAUGGACGGGAGCUCGGGCCAGCGAACGGGCAUCAGCUCCCAGCCYGGCCUGUCCAACUCCACGGAGAGCAUCGACAGCAUGAAGGCUCUGACGGCGGCCAUAGCGGCAGCUAACGCUCAGGUGCACGGCCCCGCCAGCCAGCAUGUCACCAACAGCACCAUCACCAUCACCGCCACAGCCACCACCGUCACCGCCGACAGCAACGCGCAGAGGGAAGCGCUUCGCAAGUGCCUCUCCAUUGGGAUUCAGGUGGAGCCAGAGGAGGAAGGGCCGACAGAGGAACAGURUAAAUUCCAAUCCAUAGGAAUUCAGGUGGAGGAUGAGCGAUGUCACCGCAGGAUGACCCGGUCCAACAGCGUGACCACGGCGGUGCAGGCAGACCUCGACAACCCGACGAACGCCCCGGAGCUGCCGCCGCGCCCGUACGCCACCAUGCCGCGCCAGCACUCCCGAGACGCCGCGACCUCCACGGUGAGCAUCCAGGGCUCGGGGAACCACUACCACGCUUGUGCCGGUGACGACUACGGGGAGGUGGGCUUCGACCCUUCCAUCCUGCCUCCUCCAGACCCCUGGAUGGACAGCGUGCCCGAGCCGGAGUCGGGGGCCUUGGAGGCCGUCAGUCGAUCGGUGUGCCCUCGAGACGGUCGCUGGUUCCUGAAGCUGCUACAAGCGGAGACGGAACGUAUGGAGGGCUGGUGCAGGCAGAUGGAGCAGGAUGAGGUGGAGAAUGAGCUGCCUGAUGAGAUCCUGGGUAAGAUCCGCAGUGCAGUGGGGAGUGCCCAGCUGCUGAUGUCCCAGAAGUUCCAGCAGUUCCGGGAGCUGUGUGAGGAGAAUCUGAACCCAAAUGCGCAUCCGCGACCCAUCUCCCAGGACCUGGCAGGUUUCUGGGACAUGCUCCAGCUGUCCAUCGAGAACAUUAGCCUGAAGUUUGAUGAACUCCACCAACUCAAAGCCAACAACUGGAAACCUCUGACUCCCCCAGAAAUCCAGGAGAGAAGGAUGCCCCCUCCUGUGCCAAAGAAGCCCCUGAAGGGCCACCCGCCUCUGGCUAGGGAUCGCUCUCUGGAGAGCUCUGAGCGCCAGCGCCUGGAGGCUCGCAAACGCCUGCUAGCUGCCAAACGGGCCGCGUCAGUGCGGCAGAGCUCCGCCACCGAGAGCGCAGACAGUAUCGAGAUUUAUAUUCCCGAGGCUCAGACCAGACUCUGAAACACGUAGACAUAUAUUCACUUGUGUAAAACUCUACACUGUUCCAUAAACUCAAGUAUUAGCACUGAAUAGCAGGGUGCUAACAUAAACACGUUUUUUUUUUGCCGACUUUUCAGAUCACUGUGGGGUCAGGCACCCUGGAACCUCUCAACAAGAAAUGUACAUUUACAGCUUUUAUUUAGUUAUUAAUAUAUCUUCCCUCACCUCCUCCCAGCUUUGAUGUAGCAAACCCAAUUCUUUUUGUACCUCAUUCUGUUCCUCACAACUUCAAAUUUACCAAGCAAACCCACUUUUUAUGACCAGAUGUUACAAAGUAGGCCUUGUGUAUCGCAGCAGUGAUGCCUCUCACGAAAAUUAGUGUUUGGUUCUGAGAGUCACCCAAGUGAUUUUCUAAUAGGUCAAACAGUAUGGUAAACGAAACAACUGGGCUGUUUUAGUCCUGUCUGUUACAACUUUCUGAGGCCAACCCUACAUGGAAGUUUUUUUUUUUUUUUUUUUUUUUUUUUUUUUUUUUUCAUUUUGAUGUGAGGCAGAGAGGAAAAUAUGGGUGUCUGCCAAGAGAGAAAAUCAUUGAACGGCUCACUGUUGGAAAGAGCCACAAGUUUAAUCUGUGUGUUUGAGUGGCAGAGCGAGCGUGAGCUGAAUGUGUGUUUUCAUUCAGAUUUUAAAGUGCUUCCUAUUUUUUUUCCGAAAGCCUAAGGGGUGUUACUUGUAACUGACCCCUAAAGGUAGCAGUACCAUCAAACUGUAGACCGUCUAGCCGCCCUGUCUCGUUUUCAACACGUUUGUAUAAAAGACAUUGGGUACGACACGAUCCGCAUGCUGACUCUUCGUUUUUGUGUUUCUUUAACACCUAACCAGUGUUGUGUUCACAGUCCUCUGUGUAACAGACUAAGCUAAAAUAUUUACUACAGUACUGUAGUUGUAUUAUAUUUUAUUAUGUCAUUUUUUUGAAGCCAAGAAAGGUUUCUUGGUAGUAUUGAGAAUACUAAACCGAAAAGGGAUUAUUUCUCCUCACUGUGUGUGCACUAUCUCUGCCUCCAAACAAAGCAAUUAUUGAAGGUCGUACAGAAAAAUAAAAUCCUCUUUUUAAUAUUUUGUAUUUUUAUUUUAUUGAUGGGAAGAAAAACGACUGUUUCUGGACAUUGUGAUUAAUAUUAUUAUUAUUAUUAUUAUUAUUAUUAUGCACUGAUAACAAGGCCCUUAUACUGUGUCUGUGUUUUUAUUUGAUUGUUUUAUUAUUAUUAUUUUGGCAUGACAGGCAACUUUUUCGUUCUUUUUUUGUCUUUUCGUUUCAGUGAUCAGCCUUAAUUUCAAAUGUGAUAGUUGAGCACAACAGCAGUCUCAGGGUAAGAGGCGUGUUGAGUGCAUGCAUGUGUGUUUCAUGCGAGGCUGAGUGUGUGUGUCUGGGAUGUGUGACCCACGAUUUUGUGUCUUGUUGUGUAUAUAUAAUCCCUGGCAUCGGGAUAGGCCAUGAUUUCCUAAUGAAGAAAAACGUGUUCAUCUCGUGAACAACGUCCCUGUCGGACAGCUUAGUCAAACUUUCUUCAGUGUAACAAAGUGUUUCUGUCAGCUGCUUGAAUGUGGAGACGAUCCUAAUUUAAUCUGGUUUACGUUGGGUUUUCAGUAAAACCAUUUUUUGUGUUUUCAGUAAUGACCUAACGAAGCGUGUGCCAUUCGAUAGGCAAGGAUGCAGUCGCUCCUGCUAUUUGUCCGUAUUGACCAGUUCAAGUUUUCAAUCAAAGGUGUUUGUUUAAGAAGGAAGUGAUGAUGUACGAUUUGUAUUUUCAGUGAAAUUCUAGAGGGUUUAUAUAAGAAGUCAUGUAACUCGAUGCCAUUUUAUGUCGAUAUGUAUUUUUACUUUGACACUUGUACCUUUUACUGAAUUGUCUCAUAUAAUUGAUUCUCUAUUUGUUUCUUAUAUUAACAUAUCGAUAUAAUGCUUCUAGUAUAGCCGGGAGUUAGAAGCCAGAAUGUUGAACUGUGGACACUCCAGCAAUUCUGAAGCUCGUGAUGUAGAAAAAGAGAAACACUCGAAUAAACAUUUGUACAUAAAUGAAUGUUUCCCUAUGUAAAUGUAAACUAAAAUCACACAAAUAGCAUAUUAAGCAGAUAUACAUUUUGUAAUUAAUGUUAUUACACAGUUGAUGUUUAUGGCACGUGUAUGAGCUCUUAUCAGCAUUAAAAAAAUUAUAUAUUGCCA